Cydia amplana is the source of this 897-nucleotide messenger RNA. RefSeq lists its product as uncharacterized. The record is from RefSeq and is a predicted model, not a curated record. Lineage: Eukaryota; Metazoa; Arthropoda; Insecta; Lepidoptera; Tortricidae. The coding region runs from base 52 to 897 and encodes 281 amino acids. Gene Ontology annotation, biological process: fatty acid transport. Gene Ontology annotation, molecular function: fatty acid binding. The transcript has 8 exons. Gene Ontology annotation, cellular component: nucleus; cytosol.
AGUCGCAAACAAGUUGCCUUGAGCCAUAGACGCGGGAACGGCGCCGGCGCAAUGGAGCAAUACCUUGGGAAAAAAUACAAACUGGUAUCUUCGGAAAACUUCGACGAAUAUCUCAAGUUCAUACAGGUCGGUUUCCUGUCCCGCAAAGCUGCGCAGGCGGCGACGCCAGUGUCGUUUCUGGAGCGCAACGCUGACGGCAGCUACACGUUCUCCGUGACGUCACCUAUCAAGUCCAGCGUCGUCACUUUCAGGGAGGGGGAGGAGUUUGUUGAAAACAGACUCGAUGGAGCCAAGGUGAAGUCGACUGUAACCAUAGAAGGAAACAGACUGAUCCAGAAACAAGUAGAAGACAACGGGAGGACAACAACCAAUAUGCGGGAGUUCACGCCAGAGUUUUUGGUCGUGACGACCACAGCUGAAGGCUGGGACGGCAAAUGUGUGAGAACUUACAAAGUGAUUGAACUAUCAAUAGUUUGUGCUGUUAUUGGAUCUAAAAUUCCUGACAAAAUGUCUUACUUUGGGAAAACGUUCACUUUCGAGAAACAUGAGAAAUUUGACGAGUUCCUUGCAGCUCUGGGAGUGCCACAGGACAAAAUAGAUGAAAUCUGCUCCCAAAAAGCCACUCUGAUUUUGGAAAAAAAUGGAGAUACCUACACCCAGAAAUUAAUGCACAAAACUACCACUUUCCAGUCGGGCGUAGAGUUCGACGAGACCGUCGGUGAUGGUUAUCAGUGCAAGACCAUCUGCGUGGUGGACGGUGACACUGUCACGCAAACGCAAAAGUUCAAAGAUGGCCGCACUAUCACCUUUAAGAAAGAGUUCUCAGACAACAAGCUUGUCGUGACGGCUACCAACAGCGCUUGGGAUGGCGUAUCCUACAGAUACUACUCUGCGUAA